Molecule: messenger RNA, 428 nt
Organism: Zalophus californianus (California sea lion)
Lineage: Eukaryota; Metazoa; Chordata; Mammalia; Carnivora; Otariidae
Product: cytochrome c oxidase subunit 6A2, mitochondrial
Exons: 3
Coding region: 47-382 (111 amino acids)
Biological process (GO): mitochondrial electron transport, cytochrome c to oxygen
Cellular component (GO): mitochondrial inner membrane
Molecular function (GO): enzyme regulator activity
Source: RefSeq, a predicted model, not a curated record
UUGGUCCAAAAAGAGGGGAGGAGAAUCUAGGCCUCGGUGAAGGAGAAUGAAAAGACAGUGCAGUUUCCAGCUUCUCUCACCCACCGCAAUGGCUCUGCCUCUGAGGUCCUUGAGUCGGGGCUUGGCAAGUGCAGCAAAGGGAGACCACGGAGGGGCAGGAGCCAGCACCUGGCGCCUCCUGACCUUCGUGCUGGCACUGCCGAGCGUGGCCCUCUGCACCCUCAACUCCUGGCUCCAUGCGGGCCACCACGAACGCCCUAAGUUUAUCCCCUACCACCACCUCCGUAUCCGCACCAAGCCCUACUCCUGGGGAGACGGCAACCGCACCCUUUUCCACAAUCCCCGUGUCAACCCUCUGCCCACUGGCUAUGAACAGCCCUGAGGCCCAGGCAGAUGCCACCAGGUGCAAUAAAGGUGUGGAAACUGUG